Molecule: messenger RNA, 716 nt
Organism: Aedes albopictus (Asian tiger mosquito)
Lineage: Eukaryota; Metazoa; Arthropoda; Insecta; Diptera; Culicidae
Exons: 2
Coding region: 76-588 (170 amino acids)
Source: RefSeq, a predicted model, not a curated record
GGCUGCGAGUCAGCGUCGAGGAUCACACUUCCUGGGCGUCGUAAUAUUGCGCGAAACUUUGUUCUAGGGCAUGAAAUGCUCAUGGACCACUAUUUCUCCCCGCAAUCCGUCUAUCCAGAAAAUUUAUUCAAAAGAAGGUUCCGGAUGCCGAAACGUAUGUUUUUGCGCAUCUUGGAGGACAUCACAGCCGACAACGACUAUUUUAAGCUGAAGUGCAAUGCUGCUGGAAAACCUGGGCUGUCCGGUAUCCAAAAGCGCGCAGCAGCCAUCCGUCAACUAGCCUACGGAACUGCUUCCGAUGCUACUGACGAAUAUAUUCAAAUCGGUGAAUCGACAGCCAACGAGGCUAUGAAGGAGUUUUGCCGCACGCUACUCAAACUAUACCGUGAGAUUUUUUUUGCGUCCACCGAACGAAAGCCAGAAGGCUGCAUUAGAAGAAGAAAACGCGAGCCGGCGGUUCCCUGGAAUGAUUGGCAGUAUCGACUGCAUGCAUUGGGAGUGGAAGAACUGCCCAGUUGCCCUAAAAGGCCAAUACCAGGGCAAAGAAGGCAAAGCAACGGUUGUACUAGAGGCAGUGGCGAGCUAUAAUUGUCGGAUAUGGUAUUGUAAUUUCGGAGCUGCGGGAAGUUGCAACGACAUUAACAUACUAGACAAUUCACCACUAUUAGAUGAAAUAAAACAUGUAAGUAUAUUGAUCUAUCUGAGUUAAGUCAAAU